UCUUUAGAUCAAUCCUUUAAAUUUGUUUAAUUAUGUAUAUCCUUAAUAUUAAGUUAACUACCUUAUCUAGUUAUAGCAUUCAAUAGCAUACAUUGUAGAUAUGCAUAACCUAUAUAUUUAACUGCAAACGAUACAUAUUGGUUAUGGCAUACGAGCAUUCGGAGAAGCGUGUAUAAUAAUAAUGUGCAAAAUAGUUUAUUGCCUGGUUUUAUUAACUUAUUUAAGAUUUUCUGAUGCCAAAAAUAACGGAACGUUUCCAGCAAACUUUUUAUUUGGAGUAGCUACUUCUUCUUUUCAAAUAGAAGGUGCAUGGAACGAAGAUGGUAAAGGAGAAAGUAUGUGGGACAAUUUUAGCCAUCGAGUGCCAUCCCCGAUAAAGAACGGUGACACAGCAGAUGUAGCUUGUGAUUCCUACCACAAAUAUAAAGAAGACGUCAAACUCGUAGCGGAUCUUGGCGCUGAUUUUUAUAGGUUUUCAAUUUCUUGGCCAAGAAUUCUUCCUACUGGCUAUACCGACAACAUCAAUCAAAAGGGUAUCCAGUAUUAUCAGAAUUUAGUUAAGGAGUGUCUGAAAUACAACCUGAUACCAGUAGCUACUUUAUAUCACUGGGAAAUUCCACAAUCGCUAUUUGCUGCUAAAUUGGACUGGACUAAUCCUGCCUUUAUUGAUAUUUUUGUGAAUUAUACCAGAGUUGUCAUUCAGAAUCUUCCUGAUGUAGGUCUGUGGAUAACCAUAAACGAACCCAAACAGAUCUGUCAUCAAGGCUAUGGUGAAGGUACGCUAGCUCCAGGACUCCUCCUUAGCGGGCUGGAGGACUACCAAUGUGAUUAUAUUGUACUCAAGGCUCACGCGAAGACUUAUAAUAUGUAUAAGAAGGAGUUUCCACACUAUCAAGCUCAUAUGUCGUUAACUAUAGACUGUGAAUGGUAUCAACCUUACACGAAUUCCAAGGAGGAUAUUGACGCAGCUAGAAGAAAUCUUGAUUUUGAAUGUGGCAUGUACUCUCAUCCACUAUACUAUGGUGAUUGGCCUCCAAGCGUGAAGGCACGCGUCAAAUUCAGAAGUGAACUAGAAGGAUACAACAAAAGUCGAUUACCAGAAUUCACUACAGAAGAGAUCAAUUACAUAAAAGGAACUUCUGAUUUAUAUUUGUUGAAUGUUUAUUUUGCGUAUUUAGCUAAAGAUGUACCCGAAGCUCCCAGUAAUGUUACUAGUUUCCGAUCUGACAUUAAGGCAAAACUCAUUCGAUUUCCUGGAACUAGUGUCGGAAUUAAUGGAUUUCCCAUAGUACCGUGGAGUAUAGAAAAUAUGUUGAAAUUUAUAAAGGAUGAAUAUAAAGAUCCUGUCAUACUCGUUACAGAAAUAGGGACUUCUGAAGAUGGGUCUACUUUGGAAGAUGAUAUGAGAAUAGACUAUCUUGAAAAAACAUACAAUGCAAUUCUCGAAGCUAUGUACAACUAUGAUGUAAAGGUAGUAGGAGUAACAGUAUGGAGUUUAUUAGAUAAUUUAGAAUGGAUGGACGGAUAUACAGCCCGUUUUGGCCUCUACCACGUAGACUUUAAUGAUCCAAAUCGAACAAGAACUCCGAAAAAAUCAGUAGGCUAUUAUCAAUAUGUGGCAAGCACGAAACGUUUAUUGAGUGCUGACAAUGGUUCAAAUUUGAUUAACAUUUCAGGAUUUAUGACGAUAGUAUUAUUAUUUACAAUUCUGUGGAACACGUUUAUGUAAUAAUUAUUAAUAGGAUUAUUAAAUUUUUUACCAGAAUAAUAA
Molecule: messenger RNA, 1771 nt
Organism: Diabrotica virgifera virgifera (western corn rootworm)
Lineage: Eukaryota; Metazoa; Arthropoda; Insecta; Coleoptera; Chrysomelidae
Product: myrosinase 1-like
Exons: 8
Coding region: 182-1729 (515 amino acids)
Biological process (GO): carbohydrate metabolic process
Molecular function (GO): beta-glucosidase activity
Source: RefSeq, a predicted model, not a curated record